AUGGACCCCGCAAGAAGAGCAUUGAUCGAGGACCGCCGGUCGCCCAACAAACGCGACGCAACCGCAGCCCGGUUUGACCCAAGUACGCGCGUUACCAAAACUUCACGCACAGAGUAUGCCAGGCCAACAAAGAGCAGCAGGGGCGGCCAUAACGGCGGUGGAGGCGCACCUCAGCACAUGACCGAGGACGAACAGUCACGGAAAUUCGUGGCUGACGAGGACAAGUUCGUUCUGAAGCAGUCCAAGACGAAAGCUGAUAUUCGCGUGCGCGAGGGCCGCGCCAAACCGAUCGAUUACCUCGCCUUCAGCCUCAAGUUCAUCGAUCCUGAGCGCGAUAUCCUCGACGAUGAGGACCAGGAUCUGGAUAUUGAAGUGCCUUCUCCCUCUGAGAUCGUCCAGGACCUCACAGCGGCGCAAUUGAAGGAGCUCCAAAGCGACAUCGCCUCGUACCACGUACUGGAAACAAACGCGAAGAAUCGAGAUUACUGGCAAGCGCUACAGUCGCUGUGUGAUAAGCAGAUGGCCAAACUUAGCCCCGAGAAGAACGAGGAGCGGGUCGUCAGCAGCGUGGCCGAGGACAUCGACAAAAUAUUGGCCCCGAAAACCUAUGAACAGCUCGAGACACUGGAGGGCCAGAUCAAGGCGAAGCUGCAGAGCACAGAUGACAUUGACACGGACUACUGGGAGCAGCUUCUGCGGAGUCUUGCCGUGUGGAAGUCCAAGGCGACGUUGAACAAGGUCUUCGCAGCUGUCACAGAAGCCCGCGUAGAGCGCUUGGAGCAGCGCGGGGCUGUCCUACCCAGCGUGCCCAGGACGUCGGGCUCGACCACAAGUCCCGCGAACAAUCCCAAGGAGGUCGAUUCGGGGGCCGUUCAAGCGCCCGCGCCGAAACAGGAUCGUGCUCAGGCCCCCCCCGGCACUUCUCGCUUUUCGCAGUCAGAGACCGGGGACUUCUCGCAGACCACGAAUGCACUAUACGAUCGGGAGGUCGCGCGCGGCGUAGAAGAAGGCGAGGAGGUCUUCACGGCGGAAGAGUCCGUGCCGACUGGUACGAAGCCGCAGUGGGCAGACAAGUACCGACCGCGUAAGCCUCGAUACUUCAACCGUGUGCAAAUGGGGUACGAGUGGAACAAGUACAACCAAACACACUAUGACCAGGACAACCCGCCUCCCAAGGUCGUGCAGGGCUACAAGUUUAACAUCUUCUACCCAGAGCUUAUCGACAAGACCAAGGCACCCACCUUCAAGAUCAUUCGCGAACAUGGGAGACGGCGCGGCGAAUCUUUCGCGGCCGCUGGCGAGGAGGACACGUGUCUCAUUCGCUUCAUUGCUGGCCCGCCAUAUGAGGACAUUGCAUUCCGUAUCGUGGAUCGAGAAUGGGACUACAGUGCGAAGCGGGAUCGAGGGUUCAAGAGUUCUUUUGAUAAGGGCAUCCUACAACUACACUUUCAGUUCAAGAAGAUAUUUUACAGGAAAUGA
Messenger RNA from Emericellopsis cladophorae, 1479 nucleotides. RefSeq lists its product as uncharacterized. Bases 1 to 1479 code for a protein of 492 amino acids. NCBI's taxonomy places the organism in Eukaryota, Fungi, Ascomycota, Sordariomycetes, Hypocreales, Bionectriaceae. The transcript is spliced from 3 exons. Gene Ontology annotation, biological process: mRNA cis splicing, via spliceosome. Gene Ontology annotation, cellular component: spliceosomal complex; cytoplasm. Gene Ontology annotation, molecular function: protein binding. The record is from RefSeq and is a predicted model, not a curated record.